Molecule: messenger RNA, 1392 nt
Organism: Linum tenue
Lineage: Eukaryota; Viridiplantae; Streptophyta; Magnoliopsida; Malpighiales; Linaceae
Source: the annotation of a GenBank genome assembly
ACCUCCUUUGUUUUCUUCUCGUCUUCUUCCCCCCAGCCCUCUCAACGUUUUUUGUUUGUUAUAGACUUCUAGUUUACAAUACCCACACACACGCACCCAAAAGAUCUCUGGAAAACCCAUUCGUGAAAGAAAGAAGAUUGCAGAAACAAGAAAGAACAACCACAACUGCAACAACAAAGAGUUAUCAGCUAUGAAAAGCUCGCUGCUGCAGUGUAGCGACUGCUGCUUCCAUGGCCGCCAGCAAGAAAUUUCCUAGGCAGAUGGGUGAAAUCAUCCGGAAAAUCGCCCGGGUUGACAUCAAGUGGAGCGUCCUGGAACGGGUCUCUGUUUUCCGCCAGUUUUUCGAGUUCUUGUGGGAUAGGAUUCUCGCCUGUUCUAUUGGUAAGCCGCCCUCCAAAUACCGCCGCAUAACUCGUGCUGGGACGAAUACUUCGCCUUCUACUUCUUCUUCUUCUUCUUCUUCCACUUCGUCUUCGCCGCCCCAAGCCGGCGGCCCCGACUACGACUACGACGCUGUGCCUUUCGUCGAGGCGUGCACGACGAGUGGAACCGGCGAGCUCAACUCUUCCAACUCGGAUUUGGUGCCGCUGAAGAUCAGCUUGCUGGGUGAUUGUCAAAUCGGAAAAACUAGCUUCGUGAUCAAGUAUGUUGGGGACGAACAGGUGAAGAAGAGCUUGGAAAUGGCAGGGUUGAAUUUGAUGGACAAGACAUUGUUUGUUCAAGAUGCCAGGAUUUCAUUCAGCAUAUGGGAUGUUGGAGGAGAUAGCCGGUCGUUUGAUCAAGUCCCCAUUGCCUGUAAAGAUGCAGUUGCAAUUCUUUUCAUGUUUGAUCUCACCAGCAGAUGCACACUCGAAGGCUUGUGGCUGUGGGUUAAUCUAUCUUAUUCUUUUCUCUUGCAGACGGCUAUUCCCAUCCUGAUCGGGACCAAGUUUGAUGAUUUCGUCCGCCUACCUCCAAAUCUACAGUGGACUAUUGCAACACAGGCAAGGGCGUAUGCACGAGCGAUGAAGGCGGCGCUCUUCUUUUCGAGUGCGAAACACAACAUAAACGUGAACAAGAUCUUCAAGUUCAUCGCCGCGAAGGUCUUUAACUUGCCAUGGACGCUUGACAGGAACCUCACCAUUGGGGAGCCCAUUAUUGACUUCUGAUCUCUUUUCCUAUAUAGUUGCAUUUUACUAUUUUUAACUCUUCUUUCACGCAUUGAUGUAUUUUGUAUUCUCCUGUAAAUAGUAGAGAAAGAUAAGAAAGGAAAGUAGUAAGGAAAGCGGAAGAGUGAGUGAGAGGUCAGAUUGAGAGGAGGAGUCCUUUUUUCCAAGAUUGUUUGUUGCUUUCAUUUCUUCUUUGCUCUCUUUUGUUCCACCCUUCUGCUAACUUUAUGAUUUAUGAGCAUAG